Molecule: messenger RNA, 477 nt
Organism: Vespa crabro (European hornet)
Lineage: Eukaryota; Metazoa; Arthropoda; Insecta; Hymenoptera; Vespidae
Exons: 2
Coding region: 1-477 (158 amino acids)
Source: RefSeq, a predicted model, not a curated record
AUGCGCAGAGUCAUCUCCUGGAUGGGAGAGCACGGGCUAUCCUUAGCAGCACAGAGAACAAAGAUCGUGCUAAUAACGAAGAAGCGCAUCAACAUCUUGCUCAGCUUCUCCGUAGGAGACGCGACGGUCCAGGCUAAGUCGUCUAUAAGGUACCUUGGAGUAAUGCUCAAUUGCAAACUGAAUUACGGAGAGCAUAUAAUAAGGGCGGCCGACAAGGCGGCAAAAGUUAUAGCCACGCUGGGCACACACAUGCCCAAUGUCAACGGACCCCGGCCGUGCAUUAGGCGAAUAGUGAUGCGUGCCGCCGAAGCAGUGAUGCUGUACGGCGCAGAAGUAUGGGCGGAGGCGCAGCAAAAAGAAAAUUAUCGCAAGUGCAUAGCCGCGGUACAGAGUGCUAGUGGUCGUGGUGGUAAACCCGAUCGAUCUACUAGCCCAGAAGAGACAAUUCAUCCACCAGCAAAGGUCCGCUUUGGGUAA